This is a messenger RNA of Endocarpon pusillum Z07020, 2427 nucleotides long. RefSeq lists its product as uncharacterized. Gene Ontology annotation, cellular component: mRNA cleavage and polyadenylation specificity factor complex. The record is from RefSeq and is a predicted model, not a curated record. The coding region runs from base 1 to 2427 and encodes 808 amino acids. NCBI's taxonomy places the organism in Eukaryota, Fungi, Ascomycota, Eurotiomycetes, Verrucariales, Verrucariaceae. The transcript has 4 exons.
AUGGCGCAGGCAAGCACCUCGCCUGCCGAUAUAUUGCCUCAACUCGAGGCGGCGCGUAAACUUGUCCUCGGCGAUGCUCACUUCUACUCCCAAAUCGUUCCUGGCAUACUUCCCAUAGUCGGUUCUACAGCGGCUGUUGAGGUUCGAAGAUGGGGAGCGGAGUUUCUAGCAGAGACCUUUGCGACGCCGGCACUUGCAGACGUGCAGAAGGAAGAGAUAUGUCUCGAUGUUGUCACCUUCAUACGGGGCAUCUUGGAGUCUCCUGCGGAAGAUGUCAUCGUUGUCAGAAGCGCUAUCCAAGCCGUUGCCAGCUUCUACACUCUACUUUUCAGAGCAAUCGUAACGCGGUCGGAUGACUUCUUCACCAAGAAGGCGAUCUCUUCCAAAGCAAAUGCCUGGCAAACGAUGACUGCGAUCAAAUCAAACAUUUUCAAGCGGAUGGACUCUGCCCCUACCAGUGUGCGCGUCUGUGCCAUCAAAUUCGUCCAGAAAGUCGUCCAAGUCCAGACGCCUGGUGGGAUUGCCGAUCCAAGGCGCCCCGAAAAAAAUGAGACGUCUAUCACAAUCGUGCCUCGUAACGACCGCAUACUAUCCAUUCCCAUCCUCGAAGCCGAAGCAUCCGGCUUGUUAGAUCGACUUCUCAACGUAUUCCAGGAGAAUUCGAGUGAUCCCAUCCUCGUGGACGCCACGCUCAAUUGCACGUCUAUCUUAAUCCGUAGCCGAUCGGCCAUUGCAAACAAGAUCAUCACUGCUAUCCUCAACUUCAACCCCUUGAAGCUGGCGAAUUCUCCCAUGACGUUGCGCUCCAAGGUAAUCGCACGGUCUCUAGAGCGAACCACACGAGCACUGUUGAAGAACAUCAACAAGAACAACCCCAACGGAGUUCUCGCCCCCAAGAUCGAUGCAUAUCUGGUUCGACUCAACCAAUCCCGCGCUGCGGUCUUUGCGGAUAGUCAAUCCCUCAAACGACCUGCUCCUCCCGAGGCUCCAGAUGGCCUUGCAACGAAACGGGCCAGGCUUGAUGGAGCCCCACGAUUUCCUCCUAUGCCUCCACCUCCUAACUCCUUUGCUCAGCUUUUCACUCUGACAGAAGAUGCUGCUUUUAUGAACUUUGAUGUGCAGAUUCUGACUGAAGAAAUGGUUAGAAUGAUCACACACCUUACACUUCACCAUCUUGACCCUGAUGCCUUGAAUGAGGCUAUUGGAGCGGUCAGAGAGAGAUAUGCAUACCUCCAGAAAAUACAACAACCGACUCCUCUACCAGACAUACCCAUGGCAGGUCCCACGGGCGUGGACGACGAAGAUGACUACGACCCUGAAUAUGAUCCAGGAGAUCAUACUGUAGAUGCUCCCGCCGCGGUCACUGCACAGACUCUACAUGGUCUCGUCCAGCCUGAUAUCACCUUGGGACCAUUUGAGCUACCAAAACCUCCUCCACUCAGCGAGCUCGAAACCGCUCAAUUGGCUAAGCAGACGGUCGACCGAAUAUUUGGGCAGGUGGCCUCUCUCGAUAUGGCACCACCUGCAUCCUUGCGUCAGAGACUCGGUUUGAACAGACUCGCUGCUAGCACCAACGAUCGCGACGCGUGGGUGACAAUGCUCACUCGCCUUGCCACCCGCGCCCCCUGCGGGCUGGAUGAUCUUGUCAAGGCUGAGAUGGGAGCGGAGGACGACGGGCGCGUAGUGAAGCGUGAACCAGCUGCUUUGCAGCCUGAUGUUGACAGUCCCUCUCUUGCAAACGGCAUCCGACAGACACUAUACUUAUACGUCCUUGAGGACUUUCGGUCUCGCCUGCCCAUUGCCAUCUCGUGGCUAAACGAGGAAUGGUAUAACGAUCGCUUACGCGUAAAAGAGUCUGGCGCUGCCGCGGCCUCCAACCAGACUCCUUACAGGGUCUGGACACUUCGUCUGCUUGACGCCCUCCUUCCCUACCUCGACGCGCGUGAUAAUCGGCUACUAAUCCGAUUUCUCUCAGAGAUUCCUGCGAUUCACUCUGAUGUCUUGGAACGCAUAAAGAGUCUGGCCAAAGACCCAGAGAGGGUCAAUAUGUGCAUUAUGGCGUUGCAGUAUCUGAUUCUGUUGCGGCCACCAGUUAGAGAGUUGGUGAUCGACACGGUAGAGAAUAUCUGGCGGGAUAAAGAAGAGUAUGAGGAGGCGAACGCAGCGGCGAGAAAGGUGUUGAGCAAAUGGCGGCCAAGCUCAUUAGAACAGAAUGUGAAGGUAGAGGGUCUGGAGGAAAUCGAAAGCCGGAACAGAGAAGAUGGGAGUGGGGAAGCGAGCAAUGGGACGGAUGGGGCAGUAAAGAAGGAUAUGGGCAUCAAUAGGUUGCUGAACGGGGAUGCGCACGAAGCGAAGAUGCCGAAUAUCCCUGGAGUCGCAGAUCACCGGAUGAAAGCUGCAGCGCAGACUCCAAUGGCGGAUGGAUGA